This is a messenger RNA of Cajanus cajan (pigeon pea), 2636 nucleotides long. It is a transcript of the gene SRF8, whose product is annotated as STRUBBELIG-receptor family 8. The record is from RefSeq and is a predicted model, not a curated record. Gene Ontology annotation, biological process: protein phosphorylation. Lineage: Eukaryota; Viridiplantae; Streptophyta; Magnoliopsida; Fabales; Fabaceae. Gene Ontology annotation, molecular function: ATP binding; protein kinase activity; protein binding.
UUAUUGUUUUAUUUUUGGUGUUUGUUAUUUUCGCCGACACUACACACACAAACUGAGACACUCAACUCAACACUCUUGUGCUGCUUGCUUUUGCUUAUUCUCUCUCUUCAUUACACCAAGCUUCGAAUCUCUACCUGUCCCUUUCUUUAAUGGCCUUGCCUUGUACAACCAGUCGCGAUCUGAGACUCAACUACUACGCCAUUCUCAUCUUCUUCUUUCGUCUCCAUGAUACUCUGCAUGUGCCUCUCCGCACCUGAACCACGCUUCUGACACCAAUGGCGCCUGCCCGUUUCCCUCUUUCACUCUUUCUCACUUUGAUCUUCUUCGUUGCUCUUCCUCAAGCCAUCGCCAACACUGACCCAUCUGAUGUUCAAGCUCUUGAGGUGAUGUACAAUGCGUUGAAUAGUCCAACUCAGCUAACGGGUUGGAGAAUCGGUGGUGGUGAUCCGUGUAGAGAGUCGUGGAAAGGGGUAACGUGUGAGGGUUCAGCCGUUGUUUCCAUUGAUCUCUCAGGUUUAGGACUCGAUGGGACUUUGGGAUACCUGCUUUCAGACCUUAUGUCACUCAGAAACCUUGACUUAAGUGACAACAAGAUCCAUGAUACAAUUCCCUAUCAGUUGCCGCCAAAUCUUACUAGCCUGAAUCUUGCAAGAAAUAAUUUAUCUGGAAAUCUUCCUUAUUCCAUUUCUGCCAUGGUUUCACUCAAUUAUUUGAAUUUAAGCAAUAAUGUGCUCUCCAUGACUGUUGGCGAUGUUUUUGCUGGUCUUUCAGAUCUUGCUACCCUGGAUCUAUCAUUCAAUAACUUAUCAGGAGAUCUUCCUCCUUCAUUUGGUUCAUUGUCCAAUCUUUCUUCACUUUUCUUGCAGACGAACCAGUUGACUGGCUCUCUUAGUGUUCUUGUUGGCUUGCCUUUGGAUACUUUAAAUGUGGCAAACAACAAUUUCAGUGGAUGGAUACCUCACGAGCUUAGUUCCAUCCAUAAUUUCGUAUAUGAUGGAAAUUCUUUUGAGAACACUCCUGCUCGUCAUCCGCCAGCAUUUAUUUCACCUUCUCCCAGUGGAUCUCAUAAUAGUCAUCAUCAUUCGGGAUCUGGUUCACAUAACAAAACACAAGCUUUUGAUAAUGAAAAUUCUGAUGGCCAUAAGGGUUUGACAGCAGGAGCUGUCGUAGGCAUUGUUUUAGGUUCAGUACUGGUGGCUGCUAUUUUGCUGCUUGCACUUGUUUAUUGUAUCCGAAAGCAAAAGGGGAAGGAAAAGGGUGCAAGAAACUUUAGUGGGAGCCUUCCUCGUGGAGUUAUUAACGUAACUCCACAGAUGCAAGAGCAGAGGGUGAAAAGUUCUGCUGUUGUUACAGAUCUCAAGCCUCGUCCAGCAGAAAAUGUAACAGUUGAGAGGGUACCUGUUAAAAGUGGAUCUGUAAAGCAGAUGAAGUCCCCUAUAACUUCUACAUCAUACACAGUUGCUUCUCUCCAAAGUGCAACAAAUAGCUUUAGUCAAGAUUUUAUAAUUGGCGAAGGUUCUCUUGGCCGAGUUUACAAGGCUGAUUUUCCAAAUGGGAAGUUAAUGGCUGUUAAGAAGAUCGACAACUCAGCACUUUCAUUACAGGAGGAAGACAAUUUCCUUGAAGCUGUUUCAAAUAUGUCACGCUUGCGGCACCCAAACAUUGUGACAUUGGCUGGAUAUUGUGCAGAGCAUGGCCAACGACUUCUAGUUUAUGAGUAUAUAGCAAAUGGAAAUCUGCAUGACGUGCUCCAUUUUGCUGAAGAUAGCAGCAAGGCUUUGUCUUGGAAUGCCCGUGUUCGCAUAGCACUUGGCACAGCCCGGGCUUUAGAGUACUUGCAUGAAGUGUGUUUGCCUUCUGUUGUACAUAGAAAUUUCAAAUCAGCAAAUAUAUUACUUGAUGAGGAGCUCAAUCCUCACCUAUCUGACUGUGGUUUAGCUGCUUUGACACCAAACACUGAGCGGCAGGUGUCAACUCAGAUGGUGGGUUCAUUUGGUUAUAGUGCUCCUGAGUUUGCCUUAUCAGGAGUAUACACUGUAAAAAGUGAUGUUUACAGCUUUGGGGUGGUUAUGCUGGAACUAUUGACAGGUCGGAAGCCACUUGACAGUUCACGGGUUAGAUCAGAGCAGUCACUUGUGAGGUGGGCUACACCCCAACUCCACGAUAUAGAUGCCUUGGCCAGAAUGGUUGAUCCUACUUUGAAUGGCAUGUAUCCUGCAAAGUCACUGUCACGCUUUGCUGAUAUCAUUGCCCUCUGUGUUCAGCCGGAACCUGAAUUUCGACCUCCAAUGUCUGAGGUGGUGCAAGCACUGGUUCGGUUAGUGCAAAGAGCAAGUGUGGUUAAACGACGACCCAGUGACGAAUCUGGUUUUGGUCACAAGACCCCAGACCAUGAGGCCAUAGACACUUCAUUUUAAAUGCUACUCUUUUGCAAUUUUGUGCAGUUGUCCGGCUAAAAAAUUACUACAUAACACAGGAAUGAACGAACGAGUAGAAGUUUCUCAGAAUGUAUCAACCAAUUUCAAGAUACUAAUUACGUCUGUUGCAAAUUUUCACACCAUUUUAAUACUCUGGAAAAUAAGCUGUAUAUUUAACUUGCCAUGCUGUAAUAUAAUGAAAUUUUAUUUAAUUUAACG